AUGGGGGGGGGUUCAACAUUAGUUCCAGCAAAUGCCUUUAAAAGGGGAGGAAAAGAAAUCUUAUUUAAAUACAGGUGGUUCAUGAUUGGUGCAGAUAUUAAUGUGGACGAAGCUUCCCGUAUAAAAGACGUUGAAAAAGUGAAUUUUUUGCUUAGUCUUUUAGGGAGGAAAAGAACCGUAUCUACCAGAGAAUCAAAUUCCACAGACUACCAGUACGAGAAUAUGUUGCAACUAGUGGAAAAUUAUAAGAAUCGUAUCAAUUUUUACAAUGACGAUGAUACCAAUACCGUGACUAUAAAAGAUCAGAAAAAUGUUGAGAAUUCAUGCCAUGAAAUAUACGCAUCGUAUGUCAAUGACGAUAAUAAUAAUGAUUUCCCCAAAUUAGCCAAACGGGAACAUCUCCACUUUUUAUCAAAAUCAUUCAAAACAGAAUUCCCGGGGAGUUAUGUGGUGUUGGACUCCUCCCAAACGUGGAUUUUAUACUGGAUUGCCAAUGCAUUAAUGUUGUUAGGUGUGGAACUUGAAGAGGAAAAGGAGCAGAUUGCAAAGAAAGUGUUAGUAGCACAAAAUAACCAGUAUGGAGGAAUCGGAGGAGGUGAGGGCCAAUUAGGACACAUUGCCUCUACGUAUUCUGCGCUAUUGGUCUUUAGUUACUCUGAAAAUAAGGAUUUCUGGUCACAAAUUGACAGAAAGAAGAUGUAUCACUGGAUGAUGACAGAUCUCAAGCAACCAAAUGGCUCGUUUGCAAUGCAUAAGGGAGGAGAAGUAGAUACCAGGGCAGUAUACUGCGCCUUGACUGUGGCAUCAAUGUUGAACAUUAUGACUCCUGAAUUAAUCGAAGGGACUGCUGAAUGGUUAGGUAAAUGCCAGACCUUGGAAGGUGGCUUUGGAGGCAGUCCAUCUCUUGAAGCUCAUGGGGGGUAUUCAUUUUGUGCUGUUGCCAGUUUGUGUUUAUUAGGGGAUCCAAAGACAAUGUUGAGCAAGUAUUGUAAUUUGCCAAACUUGAUAAAAUGGUCGGUUGAUAGGCAAGGAGGUAUCGAAGGAGGAUUUUCUGGCAGAUCCAACAAGUUAGUGGAUGGGUGCUACAGCCAUUGGAUUGGAGGCAUUUUUCCAUUUCUUGAAGCUGCGAUCCAAAAUGAUAAUAAUGAUUCUUUUAAGGGACUAUUCAAUAGAAACGGCUUACUGAAUUAUAUAUUGGGUUGCUGUCAGGAUAUUGAGGGAGGUGGUCUAUUUGAUAAGCCAGGAUGUAGACCUGAUUUCUACCACACAAAUUACACUUUAGUCGGCCUCUCGCAUUGUCAGCACCAGUAUUCCUUUGACUACAAAAAGUACGAAUUGUUAAAGGAUAAGUGCCUUGAUGCGGCUGCCUAUUGUUACGAUGUUAAGAUGCUCAAAGAUGAUCUGGUAAUAGAAUUCUGUAAAGAAAACAUGUUGAGGCCAAUAAAUCCUGUUUUUGGUGCCGUCAAUGGGUACGUGGAAGCUAUGAGACAGUUCUAUUUUGAUAGUUCCGAGUGA
This is a messenger RNA of Saccharomycopsis crataegensis, 1515 nucleotides long. RefSeq names its product protein farnesyltransferase (gene RAM1). Gene Ontology annotation, cellular component: protein farnesyltransferase complex. NCBI's taxonomy places the organism in Eukaryota, Fungi, Ascomycota, Saccharomycetes, Ascoideales, Saccharomycopsidaceae. Gene Ontology annotation, molecular function: protein farnesyltransferase activity. The transcript has a single exon. Gene Ontology annotation, biological process: protein farnesylation. Bases 1 to 1515 code for a protein of 504 amino acids. The record is from RefSeq and is a predicted model, not a curated record.